ACCAACAAGCCCUGCUGCUACUACAUACAGUAGAGACGAGACAAAGCGAGUAGCAGAGUAGAGCGCUGAAGAAAAAAAAAGAAAACCGCAAGCCCCGCCAUCUGAUAACGUUGCAACUAAGGGCCGAUAAGAGCUUCUUCGUCUCGUCAAUUCCCCUCAUGCCACUCUAAAAUUUGCUUGCCAUUUCCUCAUCCUGCUCAUCCCAGAGCUCACGGGCGACGGGCCCCUUUAGAUGCCUCUUCAGCAUUACCUAGAAUUCUUUCCAGGGCCCAUUGACAUCCUCCUCACCUUCCGCCGCUUCUUUCGACGCAUCUGGCGCGCGCUCUUCCGCGGACUCGGAUACACCACCACAGCCUUCGCCUCGGACUUGUCGCCCACGAUGGCAGCGACCAAGAAGAAGAUUGCCGUCAUGACGUCGGGAGGCGACUCCCCCGGCAUGAACGCCGUCGUGCGCGCUGUCGUGCGCAUGUCCAUCCACAUGGGCUGCGAUGCCUACUGCAUCUACGAGGGAUACGAGGGGCUUGUGCAGGGCGGCGACUUCAUCCGGCAGAUGGCCUGGGACGACGUCCGAAGCUUCCUGUCCGAGGGCGGCACGCUCAUCGGAACGGCGCGAUGCAUGGCCUUUUACGAACGACCGGGCCGGCUGACGGCGGCCAAGAACAUGGUGCUCAACGGCAUCGACGCCCUCAUCAUCUGCGGAGGAGACGGUUCUCUGACGGGCGCCGACAAGUUCCGGGCCGAAUGGCCGUCCUUGAUCGAGGAGCUUGUGGACAACAAGGAGCUGACGCCGGAGCAAGUCGCGCCGUACAGGCAUCUGAACAUUGUCGGCCUGGUCGGGUCCAUUGACAACGACUUGUCCGGUACCGAUGCCACCAUCGGCUGCUAUUCUGCCCUCUCGCGUAUCUGCGAAAUGGUCGACUACAUUGAGGCCACGGCCUCUUCACACUCCCGUGCCUUUGUCAUCGAGGUCAUGGGACGACACUGUGGCUGGCUGGCGCUUCUGGCGGGCGUUGCCACCGGAGCCGACUUUGUCUUUAUUCCUGAACGGCCCAGAGAUCAAGACUGGAGAGAGGAUAUGAAGCUUGUGGUUCAACGGCACCGCAAAAUGGGAAAGAGAAAGACCAUUGUCAUCGUCGCAGAGGGUGCCCGCGAUAAAGACGGCACCAAGAUCACACCCGAGGAGAUCAAAGACCUCCUGGCCGACAAGAGCGAAGGCGGGCUCAACCUCGACACCCGAAUCACCACUUUGGGCCACGUUCAGCGAGGAGGCACAGCAGUGGCCUACGACCGCAUGCUCGGCACGCUGCAGGGCGUCGAAGCCGUCAAGGCCGUGCUGGAAGCCACCCCCGAGACCGAGACCUGCGUCAUCGCCAUCAACGAGAACAAGAUUGUGCGAAAGCCGCUGAUGCAGGCCGUCAAGGAGACCAAGGAGGUGGCCGUCGCUGUCGAGGCCAAAGAUUUUGACAGGGCCAUGAGCCUGCGAGACACCGAAUUCUCGGACCAGUACAAGUCCUAUCUGACAACCACGAAUGUGCUCGUAGAUGAUAACAAGUUGCCGGAGAAGAGCCGAAUGAAGAUUGGCUUCAUCAACGUCGGCGCCCCUGCUGGAGGUAUGAACGCCGCUGUGCGCGCAGCUGUUGCAUACUGCCUCUCCCGUGGGCACGAGCCCAUUGCCAUCCACAACGGCUUCGCCGGAUUCGCCCGCCACCAUGGCGACUCGCCCCUCGGAGCCGUGCGGCCGUUUGACUGGCUCGAGGUCGACGGCUGGGCCAGCAAAGGCGGCUCGGAAAUCGGCACCAACCGCGAGCUCCCCUCAGAGUCCGGCAUGGAGCUUAUUGCCAACCUCGUGGAGCAGUACGAGUUUGACGCCCUCUUCAUCGUUGGCGGCUUCGAGGCCUUCCACGCCGUCUGUCAGCUGCGCAAGGCCAGGGAUGAGUAUCCGUCACUCUGCAUCCCCCUCUGCCUCUUGCCGGCCACGAUUUCCAACAACGUGCCGGGCACCGAGUACUCUCUGGGAUCGGACACUUGCCUCAACGAGCUGGUCAACUACUGCGACAAGAUCAAGCAGUCCGCCUCGGCCACCCGACGCCGCGUCUUUGUCAUCGAGACGCAGGGUGGACGCUCGGGCUACGUGGCGACGCUCGCCGGCCUCAGCGUCGGAGCCUCUGCCGUCUACAUCCCCGAGGAGGGCAUCAGCCUCGAGAUGCUCAAUGCCGACGUCAAGCACCUCAAGGAAGUCUUCCACCACGACAAGGGCCAGUCCCGCGCGGGCCGCCUGAUUCUCGUCAACGAAAAGGCCAGCAAGGUCUACGACGCGAAGCUCAUUGCCAGCAUCAUCCGCGAGGAGGCGCACGACCGGUUCGAGAGCCGCGAGAGCAUUCCCGGACACGUGCAGCAAGGAGGCGUCCCCUCACCCAUGGACCGCUGCCGUGCUGUUCGGCUGGCCAUUAAGUGUAUGCAGCACCUGGAGGGCUUUGGCCGCAACGCGCACAACCGGGUGAAGAAGGACCCCUACAGCACGAGCGUCAUCGGAAUCCAGGGCUCCGAGGUCGUCUUCUCGCCGGUCGAGGAGCUGGAGGAGAAGCACACAGACUGGCCCAACCGAAGACCCAAGGUGGCGCACUGGCUGGACAUGCAAGAGGUGGUGAACAUUCUGGGCGGGAGACCAGCGUAUCCCAAGCCGGAGAAGAGCCUGACGGGACUCAUUGCCAAGGAUACCAAGCGCGGGCUCUACUGGGGGGCGGACUAGGUGGCUGCUUUAUGAAAGAGUAUCAAAAAUCACAUGGGAGAGCUGUUCAACAGGGUACAGUAGUGUUACAGAAAACAAGCAAUAAUUGGGAGAACCCAAAGAAUAAAGCAUGGUUACAAGAAGCUUCGGCCCUAUGGGGGCAGAACAGAAGGGGAACUGCCUCCCCGUCUGGAUGCCCAACUACCUUGGUGCUGCCGGCGAUGUGGACUCUGUGAAGACGACUAGGAGAUAUGUGAGCAAAUGGGAGAUACCGGGGCCUGGCAACUGCCGCUGUGGCCUGCAGUCGAGGCAUGAGAAGGUCUGGUUCCUUGCAUCUUU
Messenger RNA from Trichoderma citrinoviride, 3067 nucleotides. RefSeq names its product 6-phosphofructokinase-like protein. Gene Ontology annotation, cellular component: cytoplasm; mitochondrion; 6-phosphofructokinase complex. The coding region runs from base 233 to 2749 and encodes 838 amino acids. Gene Ontology annotation, biological process: fructose 1,6-bisphosphate metabolic process; fructose 6-phosphate metabolic process; canonical glycolysis. The record is from RefSeq and is a predicted model, not a curated record. The transcript has 6 exons. NCBI's taxonomy places the organism in Eukaryota, Fungi, Ascomycota, Sordariomycetes, Hypocreales, Hypocreaceae. Gene Ontology annotation, molecular function: monosaccharide binding; AMP binding; identical protein binding.